Messenger RNA from Pleuronectes platessa (European plaice), 2934 nucleotides. It is a transcript of the gene adamts3, whose product is annotated as ADAM metallopeptidase with thrombospondin type 1 motif, 3. The record is from RefSeq and is a predicted model, not a curated record. Lineage: Eukaryota; Metazoa; Chordata; Actinopteri; Pleuronectiformes; Pleuronectidae. The transcript is spliced from 20 exons. Gene Ontology annotation, molecular function: metalloendopeptidase activity. Gene Ontology annotation, biological process: extracellular matrix organization; proteolysis. The coding region runs from base 1 to 2934 and encodes 977 amino acids. Gene Ontology annotation, cellular component: extracellular matrix.
AUGGCCACAGAGACGGAGAAGAACCACAGUCUGUGGCCUCGUCUUUUCUCCGGGGACAAAAGACGUCCUGUUGAAAAGACCGAGGAGAAGACGGCACACAGGGAGCUCGGGGUCCUGCAGGCGGAGCAGCAGCACAGGCAGCAGUGGGAACAGCUGGUGUGGCUGCGUCCCCAGUUCCACAGGAUCGACAGCAGCAUCUCAGAAGUGAACGAGAUCUACCACGACGAGUCGCUGGGCGUCCACAUCAACGUGGUCCUGGUGAGGAUGAUCAUGCUGGGCUACGCCAAGUCCAUCAGCCUCAUUGAGAGAGGCAACCCGUCCCGGAGCCUGGAGAACGUGUGCCGCUGGGCGUUCGUGCAGCAGAAGGGCGACGCCGACCACGCCGAGCACCACGACCACGCCAUCUUCCUCACCCGCCAGGGCUUCGGCCCCACGGGGAUGCAGGGUUACGCUCCGGUCACUGGGAUGUGUCACCCUGUCCGGAGUUGCACCCUCAACCACGAAGACGGCUUCUCCUCCGCCUUCGUCGUGGCCCACGAGACAGGACAUGUGCUGGGCAUGGAGCACGACGGCCAGGGAAACCGCUGCGGGGACGAAACCACCAUGGGAAGCGUGAUGGCUCCACUGGUGCAGGCGGCCUUCCAUCGAUACCACUGGUCCAUGUGCAGCGGGCAGGAGCUGAAGCGCUACAUCCACACGUACGACUGCCUCCUGGACGACCCCUUCAAACACGACUGGCCACAGCUGCCUGAGCUCCCCGGCAUCAACUACUCCAUGGACGAGCAGUGUCGCUUUGACUUCGGAGUGGGCUACAAGAUCUGCACCUCGUUCCGCACCUUCGACCCGUGCAAGCAGCUGUGGUGCAGCCACCCGGACAACCCGUACUUCUGCAAAACCAAGAAGGGCCCGCCGCUCGACGGGACGGAGUGCAACCCCGGGAAAUGGUGCUACAAAGGUCACUGCAUGUGGAAAAACCCAAAUCAGGUCAAGCAAGACGGGGCCUGGGGCUCCUGGAGCAAGCACGGCUCCUGCUCGCGCUCCUGCGGCACCGGCGUUCGAUUCCGGACUCGUCUCUGCACCAACCCAGCGCCGUCCAACGGGGGCCAGGACUGUCCCGGGGUGAACUACGAGUAUCAGCUGUGUAACACCGACGACUGCCCCAAGCACUUCGAGGACUUCCGGGCUCAGCAGUGUCAGCUCCGCAACUCCCACUUUGAGUUCCAGAGCGCCAAGCACCACUGGCUGCCCUACGAGCACCCGGACACCAACAAGCGGUGCCACUUGUACUGUCAGUCCAAGGAGAGCGCGGACGUGGCGUACAUGAAGCAGCUGGUGCAUGAUGGGACGCGCUGCUCCUACAAGGACGCCUACAGUAUCUGUGUGCGUGGAGAGUGUGUGAAAGUCGGCUGCGACAGAGAAAUCGGCUCGAUCAAGGUCGAGGACCGAUGUGGUGUCUGUGGUGGAGACAACUCCCACUGCCGCACGGUCAAAGGAUCCUUCACCAGGACGCCGAAGAAAGCCGGGAAGACCAGAGGAGCCUUCUCUUUGCCCAAAGGAGCUCGAAAUGUGUUUUUAAAUGAGACCGAGGACUCGAGGAACGUGCUGGGCUACCUUAAGAUGUUUCUCAUUCCUCCUGGAGCUAGACAUGUGAUCAUCCAAGAAAGUGAGGCCUCCCCUCAGCUUCUUGCCGUGAAGAACCAGGCGACGGGUCAUUACAUCCUCAACGGGAAGGGAGAGGACGUGAGGUCCAGGAGCUUCAUCGACCUGGGGGUGGAGUGGCACUACAUCAUCGAGGAGGAGGUGGAGACCCUGCACACCGACGGACCGCUGCACGACCCCGUGGUGGUUCUGAUAAUACCGAGGGACAAUGAGACGCGCUCCACUCUCAUGUACAAGUACAUCAUCCACGAGGACUCGGUGCCGGUUAACACCAACAAUGUGAUCCAGGAGGAGACGUACGAGUGGGCCCUGAAGAGCUGGUCCCCGUGCUCCAAGCCCUGUGCCGGAGGCUUUCAGUACACCAAGUACGGCUGUCGAAAGAAAGGCGACACCAAGAUGGUGCAUCGAGGAUACUGCGACGCCAACAAGAAGCCCAAGCCCAUCCGCCGGAUGUGCAACCUGCAGGACUGCACCCAGCCGCAGUGGAUCUCAGACGACUGGGAGUAUUGCACCAAGACCUGCAGCAGCCUGGGUUUCCAGAUCCGGACGGUCCGCUGUGUGCAGCUGCUCCACGACAGCACCAACCGCUCGGUGCACAGCAAGUACUGCAGCGGGGAGAAGCCCGAGAGCCGGAGGCCGUGCAACCGAGUCCCGUGUCCGGCGCAGUGGAGGAGCGGCGCCUGGUCCGAGUGCUCUGUGACCUGUGGCGAGGGGCUGGAGAGGCGUCUGGUCACCUGCCGGAUCGGAGACCAGUGUAACGGAGAGAAGCCUGAGAACGUGAGAUCCUGCAGACCUGGAGCCUGUCACGAUGAGCAGUGUAACGGGGACAAGUCCAUCUUCUGCCAGAUGGAGGUCCUGGCCCGGUACUGCUCCAUCCCGGGCUACAACAAGCUGUGCUGCGACUCCUGCAGCAGGCGCACCGGCUCCCUGACCAUGUUCUCCGAGGCGGCCGAGACGGAGGAGCACGUCCGCUUCGGGUCGGCCUCCCAGCUGCUGGAGACGCUGACGGCCUCGGUGGCAGCCAACGCCACCCGCGGCGGGAAACAAGGCUCCGUCACGCCGGCUGUGAAACACACCUCCACCCCUGCUCCGCUCAAGAAGCCCCCGUCGAAGAUCCCCACGGCGCUCAGACGGGCCCCGAGACACAUGGCCCUCCCCGGCAGGAAGCUGCCCGCCAUGGCGCCGUCUCCCCUGGCCGAUCCCGCCGAGGGUCAAAGGUCGAGCAGCUCCACAGAUCGCCGGUGGCCCACAGCGUUUUCCGAGGGGGAGAGAUGA